Messenger RNA from Eucalyptus grandis, 909 nucleotides. Its product is annotated as retrotransposon-like protein 1. NCBI's taxonomy places the organism in Eukaryota, Viridiplantae, Streptophyta, Magnoliopsida, Myrtales, Myrtaceae. The transcript is spliced from 2 exons. The coding region runs from base 1 to 909 and encodes 302 amino acids. The record is from RefSeq and is a predicted model, not a curated record.
AUGAUGUUCAAGAAGUCAUCGAGUAGAAAUCAGAGAUCUAAAGGCGUGAAGAUAAAACAUGGUCUGCAGAUUUUACUUUUGCUUGGUAUAUGCUUCUGGUUGAUAUAUCAAGUUAAGUACUCACAUGAUAAGAAGAGGGAACUGAAUGAGAAGGAUGCCAAAACAGCAGCAAAAGAAGAAAGUGGUCGUGCUGUGAAGUUUGGGAGAAAGGAUCUUCAUCCUCUUAGGGAUGAAAUGGCUACAAUCACGAAUCAUGUGGAAGAUGAAGAGGAAAGCAGAGAGGAGAUUGAUGAAGCGAGUACAAUAGAUAAAGAGGAAAGCAGAGAGGAGAAUGACGAAAACCAGCACAACGAAGAGCAUGAUGAAGAAACAAGUAAGCAAGAGGUAGGGCUGGGAGAAGAGGGGAACAAUCACGAACAUGAUGAAAGAGAGGAUGCAAAUGAUAGUGUAACAGAUCAAGAAGCUGCAAGGAGACAUGAAGAGGAAGAAGAGCGUGAAGAAGAGGAAAAUAGGAUUAAUGAUCCGGAAGUAGUGAGAGAAGGUGGAGAGGAUGAGAACGAUGAGCCUGAUGAAGAGAAAGUGCAGGGAGAAGUUGAUCGUGAAGAGGAGUUCAUAGAUGAGGAGAAAGAGAGAGAAGAGGAUAAUGAUGAGAGGGAGACUGAAGGUGAUGAUGGGGAGGACAAAGAGGGUCAAGCGGAGGAUGAGAAUGUUUCAGAGGAUGAAGAACACAAUGAGAGUGAGAGUGAGAGUGGUCAUAGUAAGCACGAGGCACGUGAAGAAAAUUACAAAGCUGAUGAUGCUUCCAGCGCAGUUACCCAUGACACCCUAACUACAUUAGUGGACUCAGAAAAGCUAGGAUGCUGUUUUGAAAUUUUGAAAGCGUGGCUCUUUGGCAGCUCAGCAUUGUGA